Messenger RNA from Pseudophryne corroboree (corroboree frog), 1949 nucleotides. Its product is annotated as tripartite motif-containing protein 6-like. The transcript has 2 exons. Bases 155 to 1507 code for a protein of 450 amino acids. NCBI's taxonomy places the organism in Eukaryota, Metazoa, Chordata, Amphibia, Anura, Myobatrachidae. Gene Ontology annotation, molecular function: zinc ion binding; protein binding. The record is from RefSeq and is a predicted model, not a curated record.
AGGUACACCCUAGAAGAUUCUGACCGACCCAAGCCAUCCAGAAAACAGCUGAGGUCCAGCGUACACACUGCCCAAUAAUUGUUUCGUUAUAAACAAACCUUUUGAUCCUCCAAUCAGUGUCUCCAUACAACAUAACAGCAGUAUUCGGGUGAGAAUGGCGUCUGCAAACCUGGAAGCCGAGCUGACCCGGAUCUUCUGUACUUACUGUGACUCUCCUGUGCCGGCUACUAAAACAUGUCUGCAGUGUGACGCUUCAUUUUGUGACAAACACUUGAGCAAACACAGUAAAUCUGCUGAACAUGUUUUAUCUGAACCCACUGUUUCCCUUGACGACAGAAAAUGCUCCGUACACAAAGAGAUAAUGAAGUAUCACUGCUCUGAGGACUCAGCCGCUAUCUGUACAUAUUGCUGGGUGGCCGGAGACCACCGGGGUCACCACGUGGAGCUUCUGAAUGUGGUCUAUGAAAGAAAAAAAAAGAAACUGAGAUCUGUUACUGAGACCCUGAAGUCUGAGAGAGAGGAGACUGAGAGGAGAGUGCAGCGUCUGCAGGAUCACAGGAGAGAGGAGAAGGAGAAAGCCGCCGGUGUCACUGCGAGAGUCACUGAUCUGUUUAGAGACAUCAGGGAGAAGUUAGACACCAUGGAGAGGGAGGUCCUGGGUGAGAUCUCCAGACAGGAAGAGCAGAUGUCACUCUCAGUCUCUGAUCUGAUCACACAGCUGGAGAAACAGAAGGACGAGCUGUCCAGGAAGAUUAGUAGCAUUGAGGAGAUCUGUAACAUCACUGAUCCAUUAACUUUCCUGAAGGAAGAACCAGAGAGUGAUGUCAUCAGUCACAGGAGCUGUGAUGUCACCAGUGAUGUAAGAGUUGCUGGAUGUGUGGAUGAGGGAAUAAUCUCACAGAUGUUACACAGAGGACUUUUACACUUGGCUGAUAAUCUGAUGGAUCUACAGACAAAGAGACAGCUCUCAGUGAUGGAGAAAGCAGACAUAUUACUGGAUAUAAAGACAGCCAGUAACUACAUUAUUAUAUCAGAGGAUCGCAGAUCUGCUGGUCCUACUGGUUAUCCUGAAUAUAGACCGAAUGGACCAGAGAGGUUUAGAGUCCACCAGGUGUUAAGCUCCUGUAGUUUCUCAUCUGGGAAACAUUACUGGGAAGUGGAUGUGAGUAAAGCAGAGGACUGGCUGAUAGGGGUGGCCGGUCACAGUAUGGAUAGAAAGACACAGUGUAAUGAAUCAUACAUUGGGUAUAAUAACAAGUCAUGGGCUCUGGAGUUUGUGACAGACCUUAGAAUAAUUCAUAACAAUAAACAAAAAAAUAUAGAAGUAGAUCCAGAUUCCCCUGUGCAGACAGUGGGGGUAUACCUGGACUAUGAGGCCGGGCGUCUGUCCUUCUAUCAGCUGUGUGACCCCAUCAGACACUUACACACCUUCUCCGCCACCUUCACUGAACCCCUGCAUGCUGCAUUCUUUCUGUAUAAUGAUUCCUACAUUACAAUAGUGAAAUAAAUGCUGCAACAAGCAGAUUCCUUGUAAGAAGCCAAAAUACCCCAUAUUAAUAUUCGAGGUGAGCUGUUCCGUUUUGACUCUGUUCAUUCCCAUCUGUAAAUGAGACACAUAAGACGUCAUCUUUCUGCUGGAAUUAGGUAAUAAUACCAUUCAGGCACUGAACAGGGGGGCUUCCAUAACCAGCAGUCACCAUAAGAAAGGGGUUCAGAGGUGCACCCAGGGGGGGUUUCCGAGCACCCAGAAACCCCCCUCCACUAAAAAAAUUUUUUUUUUUUAUUUUUUCUUUAGCUGCAUGAGUAUUAUUAAUGGCUGUCUAGCAUCCUCUGCAGCCUGCUGUCUUCCUGGUGGCACUUGUAAGUGCAAUAAAAAUUUACUUUAUUUUAAUUAUAGUACAUAUAUAUCUAUGUGCAUACACAUAUACACAUAUAUAUACAUACAUACA